Cuscuta europaea is the source of this 1547-nucleotide messenger RNA. Lineage: Eukaryota; Viridiplantae; Streptophyta; Magnoliopsida; Solanales; Convolvulaceae. The record is from the annotation of a GenBank genome assembly.
UAUUAAUCUCUUGUAAACAUGUGUUUACGAACCAUUUUCUGGUCUUUUUCUUCUCCCUUCUUCCGCUGCACACCAGAAAUUGGCCCUCAUGGCUAACCCUCAAAAUUUUCAUUCAGACCUCACCAUUACCAAUGUUAAAACUCUCAUUCCUAUCACGUUGGAUGCAGACCAUGGACUAUACCACUCUUGGGCUGCCCUCUUCAAAGUCCUUGUUCAGGUUCAUGACCUUCAUCACCAUAUCAUUCCUCCCAAAGACGAAACAGAGAAAGCUGCCUAUGAGGCUACCAAGGCCGCUGACCCUGCUCUUUGGAAGAGAUUGGAUGCUAUAGUUCUGCAAUGGAUUUAUGGGAAUGAUACCACGGACCUUCUUCAUGCUAUUAUUAUUAAAGAUGACACCGCUUGUGCCGCCUGGACUCGUUUAGAGUCGCUGUUUUAGGAAACCAAUUCAAUAAAGCCUCCUGAGAUGUUCAUCUCGAGGAAGAGCUUAAGGACCUGAAUAUUGAGAGCUUCUCCUCAAUUGAUAGCUACUGUAAUCACAUCAGAUCUCUGGUCGAACAACUUUUCAAUGUUGAUGUUGUGGUUCCCAAUAGCCGUCUGGUUCUCAAACUCACCGGUGGGCUGCCUGAAGCCUACGUCGGAACUGUGGAUUUUAUUCAAAAUCAAGACCCACUCCUUGAUUUUGAAAGUUGCCACUCUCGCUUGAAACUGGUCGAGCGUAUCAUCAAGAACUGCCUCGCCAAGGAAGGGACCAACCGGUCACAGACGGUCCUUAUCUCUUCAAGCAAUGUCCAAAACGGUGGAUCGUCGGCGACAUCUUUCUCUGCGCUUAAAAACUCCCAAAUUAAACCAAGAAGAACCAUCCCAAGACUUCUGGACCCAACUUUUCUCAUAAUAAGGGCCAUAACUUUGGGCCUUUAUUUAGCCCUAAUUGGCCACAACAACCAUGAGCUUCAUGGAAUCCUUGGGCAGCCCAAUGACCCAUGCCUCCUCUCUGCCCAUAUCUAUCUUCUUCUUGGGUCCCUAGAUCAGUGACUACUUCACCCAGCCCUCGAUCUACUAGGUCGGGGGUACUCUUGGACCCCGCCCUCAAGCGUACAUUGCCACUGCUCCCUCCGUGAGCUACACUCCUACGAAUAUGGAAGCGGCUAUGCAUGCUCUAUUUUUUCUCAACCGGACGGAAAUUACUUUAUGGACAUCGGUGCUACAUCUCAUAUGACUGCGGAACCAGGUCUCUUAAUUCCUAUUAUUGGCCACAGUAGUACUACAUUACCCCAUCCAUAUCCUCCCUUUGCCCUAAAAAUGUCCUUCAUGCCCCUAAAUUAAUUAAGAACCUCGUAUCUAUGCGUAAAUUCACCACUGACAAUAUGGUAUCUAUUACUUUUGACCAUGCUCGCUUAGGUCAUCCUGGUGAUGCUACACUUAGAUCUCUUAGUAGUAGUAAUUUUAUUGAUUUGUAAUAAGGCUUGUAAAACGUAUUGUUCCUCUUGUCCUCUAGGCAAGCAUUCUAAAUUACCAUUUUCUGAUUUUGUAUCGUACACUUUUCUACC